Messenger RNA from Aplosporella prunicola CBS 121167, 1758 nucleotides. RefSeq lists its product as uncharacterized. The transcript is spliced from 3 exons. Gene Ontology annotation, cellular component: GATOR1 complex; vacuolar membrane. Bases 1 to 1758 code for a protein of 585 amino acids. NCBI's taxonomy places the organism in Eukaryota, Fungi, Ascomycota, Dothideomycetes, Botryosphaeriales, Aplosporellaceae. Gene Ontology annotation, biological process: negative regulation of TORC1 signaling; positive regulation of autophagy. Gene Ontology annotation, molecular function: GTPase activator activity. The record is from RefSeq and is a predicted model, not a curated record.
AUGAUCAAAUCCAUAUUCUACACCCGCUUCCAUCCAGAGAAAGGUUCACGAGUCGUCCAUCAGGUCCCCGAUGGUUCCAUCAUACCUUCCACCAAACCAUGCGCCCUGUUCGAGCCUCUCUUCGAUUUCUCCAGCAUAUCCGAAUAUGUCAUCCCACGGCAGGAGUUCUGCGACCGCCUCGUAACCGUCUGCUGCAACCGCUACCGCGUCAUCGGGUACCCAGUGUGCAUCAACGACGAGAGCAAGUAUGAGCGCAACCAAUUCAUAUUCAACUUCGCGUUUGUGGUCGAGGAAGACCUGCUGGAUUGGAAUAGCUUUGCCAGCGUAGUGCGCAAGCUGGGCAAACUAUUGCGCAAUCUGGAAGAGCAGGGCAGCUUUUUGAGCAAAGAAGAGGCGGGCGAUGUCUUGGGUUUUGGAGAUAUGGGGAAGGGACAGGCAGGGCAGAAAAAGUCGCAGAGGCCUGAUUCGAUGGCUGAGAGCAUCGAGUCUUUCGGCCUCGAUAAGCUCAGCUUGGAUACUGAAGAUACGGAUGUUGAGGAAUCGGGGCCGGUGAGCAAGGUGUAUGCACUUUGUGAGAUGAUAUUGGAGGAUCUGAACAACUACUGCGAGUGCAUGUUCCCGAUUGAUGACUCCAAUAUCAUAAACCUCAAGCUCUUCCCGACUCGCCUUCCUCCUGCUCCGGUACACGCAUGGCACGUUCCGCUCUUGACCAUCGAUCUCGAGAUGUAUACCGCACCGUCCAGCAUGAACCCGCACACCUUCAGCAGCCGCUGCGCGACGCUAUCCUCGGACCUCACGCUCACACGCAUCCUACCCUUCAUUGACGGUAUCAAUUCCGUCUCGUACAUAUCACAACUCGCCGACACAGACUUGAGCCUAACACGGAAGGCCGUCCAGCACCUGGUCUACUACGAAUGCGUGAUCCUACUCGACAUCUUCCAGUUCGGCGCCAUGUACGCGCCCACACCACUCAUCGCGCACUUCUUCAUGGACGAGGCAGCCAUAGCCGAAUGCGCACGCUACGUCCGGAUCCCACGCUUCCUAGACACAUCCGUCGGGGACGCGACAUCGAUCUUCCCACUCACCGAAACGAAGACCGAGAACGCAGCGGGCGAGCCCGUCACCGCGGCCGGGCUAGGCCGGGGCCAUAGCCGUAACCCCAGCGCCGGCAGCGUGCGGUACGCGCCGCCGACAGCAGCAGCAUCGACGACGGGCAGCCCGACGCAGCGCCCGCAGCGCUCCUCGACCAUAAGCACACAAGCGAGUGCGGGCUUCGCGAACCUGAUCCUGGCGCCCAACCAGCCCAGCAUCUCGGCCGAGACGCUGAUCCUGCUGUACAGCUCGCUGCGGCAGGGCGUGACGCUGCGGACGUGGGUGAUGGAGAACCAGGCGCUGUUGGCGCACAUUGACGUGCGCCGGCUGGUCACCUUCGGCGUCAUCAAAGGCUUCCUGUACCGCGUGCAUAAAUACGCCAUCACGACGUCGGCCGGCGCCCUCGCUGGCACCACGGCCCGCUACGAUGGCUUCGACCACUUGCAUGGCAUCCGCUAUCGCGGCGGCGACGUCAAGCACCAGAGCGUCUACGUGCCAAGUGAGGAGGGCGAUGGCAGCGUCGGCGGCCGCGAACUGCCUCUCGCGAGGUAUUUGGAUGGCCUGCACUGCUUUGAUGAGAUUUGUACGGAGCUGGGCAUGGGGGAGAGGGAGGUCGUGGCCAAGAUGCGCAAGGGGUUUAGCGAUGUGUUGAUCGUAAAUCGGUGA